Messenger RNA from Necator americanus (New World hookworm), 411 nucleotides. RefSeq lists its product as uncharacterized. The record is from RefSeq and is a predicted model, not a curated record. The transcript has a single exon. NCBI's taxonomy places the organism in Eukaryota, Metazoa, Nematoda, Chromadorea, Rhabditida, Ancylostomatidae. The coding region runs from base 1 to 411 and encodes 136 amino acids.
AUGGACGAAUGCUUUAGAAUUUUGAACGAACGAUCGCAAUACAUAGAACUCACUCGAGAACAACCAAAAGAUGGUUGGCUGCCUUAUUUGAAUGCUCAAAUAAAACUACACAAUGGCAUUGCAAGUGUGAAAUGGUAUCGCAAGGAAAGCUCGAAAAACAUACUGAUAAACGCAAGGUCAGCCCAUCCUAAUGGCAUGAAAAAGGCAAUUAUCCGAAAUAUGGUCAAAACAGCAACAGCAAUGUGCACAGGGGAUAGAGAACGGGAAGAAUCACUAAAACUAGCCACAAGCAUAGCUAGUUCAAACGGUUACUCGAGAUUGAAAUCUAUCACCCAAUCUCGAACUGCGAACAACACAGUGAGGAUGCCACGUGAAGGUAGAAUUCCUUUGUGCAUCAUCCUCUGUCUCUGA